Molecule: messenger RNA, 1173 nt
Organism: Alligator mississippiensis (American alligator)
Lineage: Eukaryota; Metazoa; Chordata; Crocodylia; Alligatoridae
Product: C-type lectin domain family 12 member B-like
Exons: 4
Coding region: 259-798 (179 amino acids)
Biological process (GO): cellular response to molecule of fungal origin
Molecular function (GO): (1->3)-beta-D-glucan binding
Source: RefSeq, a predicted model, not a curated record
CUGCAGAGCACAAUGAGGAAACAUUUGCCUCCUGCCUUUUACACAUUGCUGUUCUCCUCCCAGAGAGAAGCCAAGCAGGGCUGCCCAUUGUGCUGACUCAUGACACCAUUGCAGUCUUUGCUUUAAUAGGUGCACUUGUGCUUUUCUGUUGUUUAAGUCACUGACUGUGGCAGGGAGCAGCGGAAUCUCAGCAAGCAAGUUGAAGGCCUCACCCAGCAGCUUCUGUCCUGCCAAGCCUGAAGCGUGGAUCCUCCAGACAUGGCUCAGAAGCUGCCUCCUCACCAAGGGGAAAAAUGUCCAUCACGGUGGAGUCGCAUGGAGAACAGGUACUACCUCUUUUCUCCAGAAAGAAGAACUUGGGAACUAUGCAAAUCCUUGUGCAUUUCUCAGGCUGCCAAGCUGCUCACAGUUGAGACUUGGGAGGAGCAGGAUUUCAUAAAUCAUGAGUUGUUUCAAUACUAUGAAGAUCGCAACAGCGCUGUAUUUUAUCACCGAUUCUGGAUUGGAUUGCCCUAUGACUCUGAAACUAGGAAAUGGGUCUGGGUGGAUGGUUCAGCACUCUCCUCUUCCUUAUUUGAUCUCCCAGACCCCAGUCAUCCAAGUUAUCAGGGUGGAGCUUGUGUGUAUGUCCAAGGUGGGGUAACUAAGCCUGGAGGCUGUGCAGAAACUCGGUUCUGUAUUUGUGAGAAGCAGAAGGAACCAUCAAGGACAAAGAAAAUGGAUCAACCCACCAAGCACAUGGUGCAGCAGAGGCUGACCCUGCAGACUGCUGCAACAGAUGGGAGUGUGAGGCUGUAGAAAUGGACUCAUAGUAUCAAAUAAAAGUAUGGGUGGAAGUCAUCUCAUCAACACCCCUACUCAAAGUAUGGGCCACUGCAGGAAAAUGUCUGUCCCACCUUCUUUUGGAAACUCUCAGGGAUGAAGAUCCCACAAGCUCUCUUCUAAUGUUCCCCUCCGUUCUAGUGCUGAAUUAUUCCCAGACUUCUUCCUAAUACCCCAUGUAACUGUCCCUAGUUGAAAUGUAUGUUGGUUACUUCUCAUCCCUUUUUCUGCAGCCACAGAGAGUAGUCUAUUGCCUUUCUAUUUAUAUCCAUCCUCAGAUAUCUCAAGACUGUAAUAAAUCCCACCUCCACUGUCUUUACUUCCUGAGACUAAAUAAUUCCAGUUCUUCCA